AUGGGCUCCCCCGAAGAACACGAAGAACACCGACAUGAAUGGAGCGCUGGGUUCUGGAGCUGCUGUUCCCCGUUCGGAACAUGCAUGAAAGCAAGCUGCUGUCCCUGCUUCCUCUACGGAAAGGUAUCCUCGCGAUUGGAUGACCCCGCGCUCAAGGAAUACAGUCAUAUGAAUGGAAGCUGCUGCCUCUACGCCCUAACCUCCUACGUUGGAUUCUACUGGAUCCUCCUCAUGCUGAAGCGCGGCCAGAUGCGCGACCGAUUCGGCAUCGAAGGAAACGGCUGCAAGGACUGUAUGGCGGCGUGCUGCUGUCCGUGCUGCGUGCUCAUGCAGCAGGAUAAGGAGACCGAGGCGCAGUCGGAGAAGAUUGAGAAGGCCUCGGGAGCGGCUGGGUAUCAGGCUCCUGCUGGGAUGGCGUAUCCGACUGCGAAUGGAACUUAUUAA
Messenger RNA from Aspergillus affinis, 444 nucleotides. RefSeq names its product PLAC8 family protein. The record is from RefSeq and is a predicted model, not a curated record. The transcript is spliced from 3 exons. The coding region runs from base 1 to 444 and encodes 147 amino acids. Lineage: Eukaryota; Fungi; Ascomycota; Eurotiomycetes; Eurotiales; Aspergillaceae.